UCCAGGUUCGACAGUUACAGUGACAUCGGCGUCGAGAAAACGCGCAAGUGCAAUUUAUGGAAUACGUGGAAGAGGCGAGUGUGCCGAUAAGCAAACAGGGCGGCUCGGCCGAGUUCAAUGACCGCGCGUGAAUACUCAAGUGUUCGCACGCGAGUGCACGCGAAUACCGUGGAUCACAGUGGAUGUCGUGCGCGUCUCAUAUCUCCAACGACUCCAACAAUUCGUUUUAGAAGAUUCUUGAGAUUCGCACUGAACUGUACUGGAGUGCGAUGAGAAGAUCUUACGUUUGAGAAGAGGUGCGGGUUGUUGUGAGCCAGUCAGAAUAAGUGUCCAAGGAUUCUACUUGUUAGCGACGAAGGAGUUAGUAACAAGGAUUGCAUCAAACCGUCGGCAGAGACAAAAGUAUUACAAUUUGUUGGGGCGUGCUGACGGUGUACGGUUUUGAAAAGGAGGAUUUAACAUCAACAUUGCGACGGAGAAGGUCGCGACGAUUGUGGUGAAGAAAGAAAGAGGAGCAACACUCGGCGACACUCGGGCUCGGGUCGAGGCGCAAGGUGGUGCGUGACGUUUACGUCGCGCGGUGACACGCGUUUUAACGAGCGGAGCGCCGAGCGAGUGGAGAGGGCGAGCAGGAAGGACGGACGGAUCAAGUGCGCGCGCGCGCGUACUUGACGACGCACACAUCGCAUCCAGGAGUGUGUUUAUUGUCUGGUACGAAAAAUCGAGCGUGCUUCCUGCACCAGGAGGUGUUGCGGCUGCUCUCCGGUUGACUGUUGUCGUCGAGGCGGAACUCGCGAUCGCAGGAACCGGAGCUCCGCUCUGCCCGAAAGCACGUAUUUCUCUCUUUUCCUUCCCUCUCUUUUUCUCUGUCUCUCCUUCCUUCUUCAUAGUGAACGCGCGCUCGACUCAUCAUCCAAGGCAUUUCAAAGAACGACGCGUCGUCGAUCAUCGUUACGGCGGAAGAGAAACGAGAAAAUGGCCGACAAUUGGACGCAGAAUAUCGCUUGCCGAUACUUCAAGAAUGGCACUUGUCGCGAGGGGAACAACUGCCGGUAUCGACAUGUACAAGGGAAUAGAAAUGAUGCAAGUAUCAACGAGGCAACAUCAACCCAUAGCUCUGCUUAUAUUGUCACUUGUCGCUUCUUCAAACAGGGAAUGUGUAAGUUCGGUAGUCAGUGCCGUUUCCGCCACAAUUCAGGUACCACAGAUAGCAACGCCAUACAGAUAGAUGCAACGGAGAAUGCAGCCUCGGGUCAGCAUACAUCAAAUUCAUCGAGAAAUAAAAAAACUGAAAAACGUACUGCUGAAGAAUGGGUCAAGGCACCUGAGUUUAUACCUACGACUGGAUCUCCAAUUGCCGGAUCAUCCUCUAUAGAUGGAAUGUCAUCUACUUCAGGAACAUCCCCAAGCACGUCGAUGCCAGUCUCGUAUGCUCAAGCUGUUAAUCCAACUGGUCAAGCUUCGAGCCCUUCCUUAGAACCUCUGUGUCCUUAUGCAGAAGCAACUGGAAUCUGUAGAAAUUCAAAUUGCACAUAUCUACACGGUGACAUUUGCGAAUUUUGUAGCCGUGCGGUCCUUCAUCCACACAAUGAAGAAUUGAGGAAGAAACAUAACAAUGCAUGCGUGAAGCAACAUGAAGCAGAUAUGGAAUUAUCCUUUGCCAUUCAACGCAGCAAAGAAAAAUCUUGCGGCGUCUGUUUCGAGACAAUAAUGGAAAAGUCCUCGCGAGAACAGAGAUUUGGUAUAUUGCCGAAUUGCAAUCACUGCUUCUGCCUAACUUGCAUCAGAAAGUGGCGCCAAGCCAAACAGUUCGACAACAAAAUCAUAAGAGCAUGUCCAGAAUGUCGUAUCCCCUCAGAUUUCGUCUGCCCUAGUAUGUACUGGGUGGACACAAAGGAGGAGAAAGAAAAAUUAAUAAGAGAUUACAAAGGCGCCUUGAGUACUAAGGAUUGCAAAUACUUCAACAAAGGUCGUGGAAAGUGUCCAUUCGGUAAUAAAUGUUUCUAUCUCCAUGCACUUCCGGACGGAACUAAGAAAGACGUAGGUCCACCGGUUCGACAGAGGCGCAACACCACUGACACCGAUAUCGACAUCUUACACCGCGUGCUGUGGAUCUUGAUGUUCUGGAUAAUAGGCGUCCUGAUGUUCUUGCGGUACGCAUGGAUUCGCGUGACCGGAUUAUUUAUCCAUGGCUUCCAAGAGAGACUGGAUGACGGCGACUACGACGAUAGUCGACGAAUGUAAUUACGAGCGAAGAUCACGACCCACGGCAAAAGUAGGCAACAUGUACACUCGAACGUCGAAUUGAUUGCCGCCAAGAUGCGCUAAUUCGCAUUCCUUAAUUCCUUAAUCACACAAAAAUCGUUCACUCUCGUUCGCAGAUUUUACUGUUCGCGAAUAAUGACGAGUCUCGGGAAUACCGGGACGAAACAAUGCGCGAUCAAUUAAUGUGGCUGCGUAACGAGUUGCGAAUGGCGAUAAUGCGAAUAUAAAUAUUUGCCGUGACGUGCGAAUUGCAAUCGAACGAUACGUCGUGCGAUAGCUGCCAUUAUGCGUUGCGACGGUUAGGACGCAUCGCAAUCACUCCACGUUUUCAUAACUUUUUUUACAACUUGCGGCUAUUAUGUCAGAUUAUUGUAAAUAGCCACAUGUUUUCAGUACUUAUAUUUGAGUAGCGUGAUGUAGAAUAUACGAUCACCGACGAGACAUUAAUUAAAGAUCUGAUCGUCUCACAGCAGUAUGGGUGACUAUCGAUAUUUGAACGAAUAAUUUAUAAUAUAAGGAUAAUUUUACGAUUUAUCGUUAUUUAGAUACUUCAUAGAUAUCUGUACGUACUUUGGACGUCGGACGCAAGAAUAUCGUACAUCUAUAUUUGAAGCUGUAUUUCAUAGCUUUCAUCUAUGGCCGAUCAUCCAUGUGAGUGAAAACUAUGAAAACGAAUGUAGUUUCGCAGAGAUACAUGUAAUAUUUUUGCGCUUAUCUGCGAAACAUCUGGAUAAUCAUAAAUCAUUAUGAUUACUGCGUGAUCAUUAAUACUGCAUUAUAGGUUAAUUAUUCAGAUAUUUAUGUCAGAUGUUUUAAAUGUUUAACAGUAUGCAAUGUUUGUAAUCUAGUACAUUUACGCUCCCGGCGGUCGCAUUAAUUAAUUUGUAAUUAAUUAAGAAAAUGUAUGCGCAAGUUAUUAAUAAUGUCUCAUCGGUGAUAUAAUCUAAGCUGCGAACGUCCAUUUCACGUCAUAU
Messenger RNA from Acromyrmex echinatior (Panamanian leafcutter ant), 3239 nucleotides. Its product is annotated as putative E3 ubiquitin-protein ligase makorin-1. Gene Ontology annotation, biological process: protein polyubiquitination. Lineage: Eukaryota; Metazoa; Arthropoda; Insecta; Hymenoptera; Formicidae. The record is from RefSeq and is a predicted model, not a curated record. Gene Ontology annotation, molecular function: ubiquitin protein ligase activity; metal ion binding.